AGACCACCACGCCCAUACCACCCGACCGAAAAUCGACUGACAAACCCAUCUUCGCCAUCACCGCCGUCGCACCAAAAAAUCCGACAUACAUCCACCACCUUCACUUUUUCUCAUCCACUCGUCCAUUUUCUACUUAUUAAAUCUACCGCCACUCGCGAUACUUUAUACCAACAUUUCUUUCCACCUCAUUCGCGGGUUUCAUUCCUGGCCUCCGUAUACCAAAGGGACCUUUGGUACCUGCGUACCUGGUCGCAUCCUCUUUCGCUCCUUUUGCAUAGCUAGAGGAUUCAGACUCUUGCCUAAUCAAUAUUUCCUGUCUAGCAAAAAAAGGCGAAAUCCAAAACUAGGAUUCCUUUCCCGAAACGCACCGUCAAGUGCUGGAUUGCUCAGUCGAUUACCACACACUUACGCGCAUUCGUUUCUGUCUUGUCUGACCAUUUCUUCCGUCGCUGACCAAGAAACGAGCGCCCGAUAUAUUUGACCGAUUCAUCCCGGCAUCAUAACACGACUUCCAAUAGCCAGAAUUGAGCCUCACGGUCGCCAAGCUUGGCUCCCCAUCACCGCGACACGCACGCGCAUUUGCCCUGUGGUAGCUUAUCACUGUGACUGAAUACCGCGGAUUUCGACAGACUUUUGUCUGUCUAUCAUUUUUUACUAAUGAAUAACAUGAAUAUGCCCAAUAUCCCCAUGGCUGGGCCUGUCGGUGGUCCAUCACCAAUGAUGGCCAAUACGUUAGCCGCGCAACAGCAACAAGUCCAAAGCCAAGGGAAUAACCGGACAGUGCUUAAUACAUAUAUUUACGACUACUUCCUUCGAGAGGGCAUGUUCGACUGUGCGCGCCAAAUGCUCAAGAGUGAACAGACCCUCAACGUCAUUAAGGAAAGCCCCGGCCGCCGUCGUGACGAGAAUGGCAAUGUUCUAGGCAAUGGGGUGGGUGAUGAUCCUAUGGACACCGAUAGUAAAGAUGACAUAGACUCGAAGCGACCCUCGGAUCUACCUCUGCCGAACGUCCCAGCUGCCGCCGAAAAUAGCUUCCUAUACGAGUGGUUCUGUUUAUUCUGGGAUAUGCUUUACGCUCAACGUAACAAGCCGGGCAUUAGUCCCCAAGUGAGCCAAUAUGUCAAUCAUACCCAGCAACAAAAUCGCCAGAAACAAACAGAACAGCAAGCAAUACUACGAGGAAUGCGACAAGACCUCUACGGCCCACGAAUGAUGGGAAUGCCAAAUGGGAUGCAAAUUAAUCAGAAGCAGCAGCAACAAAACUUAGCUAGGACGGCUAUGGCCAAUAAUCAGAACCCGCAAGCCAUGCACAUGCUGCAGCAGGCGAAACAGAAUCAGAUGCAGCGCGAUGGUUCGAAUAUGGACGGUAAUCAAAACCGCCCAGGUUCUCCCGGCCAGGCCGAGAACGCGCCGUCGCCGAGUAAGAGACCGCGUCUGGAUUCAUCCGGACCCUUCAACCCUCAGCAGGGAGGCAUGAUGCCUAAUGGACAACGACCGCAGCAAGGCAUGCCAGGACAACAAGUAGGCAACGGACCCAGAAAUACUACUAUAGCUGGACAUAUGCUUUCAACGAACGGUAUCAACCCAGCUAGUCUGUCACCUGAACAGUUCCAGAAUUUUCAAUCGCAACCUCCGCAAACCCAGGCCAAGUCAAUUCAGACAUAUUCACAGAAUCUACAGCAGCACCAUGGUCAGCAAAUAACUAACAAGCAGAUGCCAAAUCCUGGCGGCCCGCAGGGCCAAUCGCCCAUGAUGCAAGGCGGACCUAAUGACGUCGCAAUUACUGCACUCUACAACCCAGACGGGAUGGGCGGUCCCGGAGUAGUGAGGCCCGGUGCGCCAGGUGGCGCCCAAGGAGCAGGUGGUAGCAAUCAUGCUCUGCAGGAUUAUCAGAUGCAGCUAAUGCUAUUAGAGCAACAAAACAAGAAACGUCUCAUGAUGGCGAGGCAAGAGCAAGAUAGCAUGGGUGGCAUACCUCGACCGGACGGAGCUGGCCCCGGCGGUCCUGGGGCACCCGGUGGCCCUGGUCCGAAUGGACAAGCUUUCCAAGACCCGUCUGCUCAAGGAGGUCGCUCGGGGGCUUCACCUAACCCGGCGGACCAAAUGAAGCGUAAUACUCCGCAGAUGAAUCCCGCUACCAUUCCAUCGCCAUUGACGGAUGGUGCGCAAUCGAGAGGGUCACCGAACCAAAUGAAUUUUGUGCCAAAUGGAAUGGACCCUAAUAUGCAGGGUCAUUUCUUCAAGAAUAUGAACGGGAUGGAUUCCAACAUGGUAACCGCAGCACAGAUGAACGGAGGAGGCAUGCGACCCCCGAGUUCUCACCCCAAUCAACCAUUUAACGGCCAAAUGAAUCCUCAAAUGAUGAGACCGCAGCAGGGUGCCCAGGGUGGUCCCCCGAUGCAAUGGCAGCAGGGACCGAAUGGAAACGCGAUGGCGCCCCAAGGGCCUCAAGGGCCUCAAGGUCAGGUUCAGGGCACGCCGCAGCAACGAUCUAUGCCCCCUCCGUCGGCUCCCCCGGUUAACAAUGGUGCUGGGGGCCGCUCAACGUCGUCGCCGCAGCAGAAUAAUGCGGCUCCGCCUACACCCCAGCAAUCUAACAAGGCCGCACCUAAGAAGAAGGAUACUAAAAACGCCAAGAACAAGAAUGCCGCUCAGAAGAAGGCAAACCAGGCCCCAGGUGCGACGCCUGCUUCAGAAGCCGCCCAAGAGCCAGAGCCUCCCACGCCUGUCACGCCCGUCAACACAACAAACUUCAACAAGAACGGCCAGGUUGUGGCUGCUCAGCCAACAGGUAAUGCAGCUGUAUCUGCUCCUCCGCCUGUUCCUGCGCCAGUUGCUGCACCACAAGCGCAUCCAGACCCGUCACAAAUAAACUCGUUUGGCAUGGACAACAACUCAAUAGAUUUUGGCGCCAUGCCGUCUUUUGCGGACCCUAUGCAGACUGGCGACGUACUUCAAGACUUUGAUUUUGAUUCAUUCCUGCACGACGGCGACGCUGAUCCCGGAACCUUUGAUUUUGGUACUGGGCCAUUUGGAAUGGAAGGGGCUGGGGAGAUUGGGGCGGAGUAGGAACACGUCUUUAAACUCGUCGGUUCGAAGUGAUAUCCUUUAAGCAUCUCUAUGUUCGGGUUGGGCAUGUCAUGGCGUUCAUCGGUUGUUUAAACUCGCAUCUGGACUAUGGCCAUGGUCUGGCGGGUAUUCGAACUCAGCGGACCAGAGACGAAACACGACUACUACCGAAAAGCCUGUUGAUUUUUCUCCUCUUAGACUACCAUACCAUACUUAUUGUUUUUAGUUGUUUCGUCAUACCGCUCAUAUCACAUUUGCCCUUGUUUCGUCUCGUCCGUUGCUUUGUCUUUGAGACCGGUGAGAUUCUGGCGAGGGACAUCUCAGUCUUGGGGUCCAUGAUUGAUUCUAUUGUACUUUUUGGAGGAUUCGUAUUGCACUUCUCUGCUACUGCGCGGCUCGCUAGUUUUUCUUGUCUUCAUAUUCGUUUGGAUUUACCUUGACCUCGGCGGAUCAGUCAGGCAAUGAAACUCAU
Daldinia vernicosa is the source of this 3541-nucleotide messenger RNA. RefSeq lists its product as uncharacterized. Lineage: Eukaryota; Fungi; Ascomycota; Sordariomycetes; Xylariales; Hypoxylaceae. The coding region runs from base 658 to 3069 and encodes 803 amino acids. The record is from RefSeq and is a predicted model, not a curated record. Gene Ontology annotation, cellular component: nucleus. The transcript is spliced from 5 exons. Gene Ontology annotation, biological process: positive regulation of transcription by RNA polymerase II.